GGUUUAUCCGAUUUCUGAUAAACUGACAAGCACGUUGGUUUUUACGGAUUUCAAUUACAGGGUGGCCAAAAAUCUGGAAAACCGGGAAUUGUCAGGGAAUUUGUAACGACCUGGAAAAGUCAGGGAAUGUCAGGGAAUUUUGACAGAAAGUCAGGGAACUUUAUUCCGCUUACGUUGUUCGUGUUUGCUGUGCGGCUGUGAUGACUCUCUCUAGCGCAUUUCCAGUGAACUAUUUGUUGAUUGUUUCACCUGACUUCCGCUACUGGCGCUGCUAUCGGCGAGCGGCGCUUGGUGAAAUGUGAUUGGUCGUUUCUGCCGCUGAUGAUUUCUCUCGGUAAUACGUGCAAUGCGGGUUGCUUACCUAUCGUCUCGCCAAAAAAAUUCUUAUGCGCGGACCGUCUAUGGUUUUGGUUGUGACUGUUCUGUUGUGCUUAGUGACAUAACCUCAACUUUUUUCUCUCGUGAUCUCGCACUCAUACCGCGGUCUAAAUGCUUCGACGAAGAAUGGACUCAAGCAGCAAGUUUUGAAUGCAGUAAUCAUGAAGCCGAAACACACCCGCUACCAAAUAUCCUGGUCUUUAGACCCUGCACUGUAUUGGGCUGUUGCAGACACAGCAAGUGUUCAUAACGCCAGAUGUUCCUUGUGCAACACGUCCAUUUCCCUGAGCAAUAUGGGCAAGCAAGCAUUGUUAAGUCAUGCUAAAGGAAAACGACAUGUAAGUGCAGUUAGUGCGCAAACCCUGUCAAACUCAUUGUCAAAUUACUGUAAACCUGUGUCCUAUAGCACGAAAGAAACUGUCAGAGAUUCUAGCACGGGUUCCGGUGAAACAUCAUCUGUUUCUGUCACAUCAAAAGAGGCAUCAUCUGUUUCUGUCACAUCAAAAGAGGCAUCAUCUGUUUCUGUCCCAUCAAAUAAUACUAGUUCCAUAGGACCUAUGAAUCUUUAUGUUUCCAAAGAACUUGUAGCCAAAGCAGAAAUACUCACUUGUUUGAACGUUGUUAAGAACCAUGUAUCUUAUCAAAGUGCGGGAUCUAUUGUAUCACUUGAUCCGAUCAAGUAUCCGGAUUCAAAUAUUGCAAAACAAAUACACCUGCAGAGAACUAAAAUUUCUUAUUCAAUAGUAUAUGGUUUGGCAUCCUAUUUUCAUCAUAAUUUACUAAAGACUCUCCAAAAAUGUUCUGAGUUUACCAUUGGUUUCGAUGAAUCUCUAAAUAAAGUAGCCCAAAAAGGGCAGAUGGAUGUAAAUGUUAUAUAUUGGUGUGCUGACACCAAUGAAGUCAAAACCAGUUACUAUUCAUCAGCCUUCCUUCAGGGAGCCAAAGCUAUAGAUUUAUUAGAAGGUCUAAUUUCUGUUAUUGAGUCAUUGAAUUUAGAGAAAGUAAUGAGUGUUUCAAUGGAUGGGCCUAAUGUAAACAUAAAAUUUCUUAAAGAUUUCGAAAAUCUUAUUUUAGAGAAGAACCCUCUCGCCAAAAUGUUAUUAUUUAUUGGUACCUGUGGAUUGCAUGUGUUAAACAAUUCUUUUAAAGUUGGUAUUAAGGCAACAAACUGGAAGCUGACAUCGUAUUUUUCUAACUCUUAUUAUUUGUUUAAAGACAAGCCCACCCGAAAAGGACUGUAUACCCAAUAUUCCGGUAGUGAAAUUUUUCCCAAAAAGCACUGUUCUGUAAGGUGGCUAGAGAAUACGGAAGUUGCCUCUACGGCUAUUCUAACCUUACCGCAUAUUAGAGCUUUUAUAAAAGGUGUUGAAAAUGACAAAAACGAGCCGGACAGUGACAGUUAUAAAAGUGUCAAACAAUUUGUUAAGGAUCCUCUUCUAAAGCCAAAAUUAUGUUUUUUCCUCAGUUAUUCCUCAGAGUUUAAGGAAUUCCUCACUAGAUUCCAGUCAGAUUGGCCAUUAGCACCGUUCCUAUAAAGGCACUUGCACAGGCUCUUGCAAGAACUUUUAAUGAAAUUUGUAAAACCAUCAGUGAUUAAAGAAGCUGAUUCUAUAACCAAAAUUGACCUGAAAAAACAGGAAAACCUCCUUGCAGCUAAUAAAAUUAUACUGAGUCCGUCGACCAAAAGGGCUCUCGCUGAAAUUAGGGCUAAUAAUAGUGUGAAAGACAAUGACAUCCUUCUUUUCAGAGAAGAAUGCAAGAAAGCACUAGUUGCAUCGUGCACAAAAAUUGUGGAAAAGAGCCCCCUAAAAUUUAGAUUAACAAGGGGCAUUUCGUUCCUAGAUCCCACAGUAUGUAAAAGUAUAUCGUCUCGAGAUCACAGAUUUAACACUUGUAUUGAUGAAUUCAUGGACAAAAAGAGGAUCUCACCCUUAUUGGCAGACACAUUAACAAGAGAAUUUGGUAGAUUAUGUUCCUUCCCAAGGUAUGAAGAGCUUAUAUCAUCCUUUAAAGGCGAAGGUAAGGAGCGCCUCGACCAUUUCUGGAUCAAAAAAAUGAUUGGGACCUAUGAUAAAUGUAACCCCUCCUCUAAAUUAAAAGAUUUAAGUGCAUUUUUUAAAUCAAUUUUGAUACUUGGCCAUGGAAAUGCUGCCCUUGAGAGGGGUUUCUCUGUGAACAAGGAAUGCCUUAUUGAAAACCUAACUGAAAAAUCUUUAGUGGGUCUAAGGCAAGUAUAUGACGCUGUAAAGUGUGAAGAUUUAACUUCUUUUGACAUCAAUAAAACAAUGAUAAUGUAUCACAAAAAUUCCUCCAGUGAAUAUUUGAAAGCUUUAAAGAAUCAAAAGAAUUUGGUUGAUUCACAAAUCCAAAAUUCUCUACAAAGUAAAAAAAGAAAAGCUGAAAUUGAGAAGCUUUCAUCUGAAAAAAGGGGAAGAAUUGAAGAGUUAAAUGCUCUUGAAGAGAAACUCCAAAUCUUAAAGUCGAAACAGUUAGACUAAUUGUUGAGUUUUCCAUUUCUGAUAGAAGCAGCAGUCCAUUAGUCGCCGUUGUGCCUGUAAAGAUCUCUUUACAAGGUUUUAUUUAUUUACUUAUUUUUUUUGUUGAAAAAGCAAGUCUCUUGUAAAGUACAUGUAAAUCAUGUACAUGUGUACAUCUUGUCAAGUACCUCUAGUGGUACUUUGCCUGAUUUAUUUAUCUUAUGGUAACGCAGAAACCUUUAAACGCAUUCUAUGUUCCCAAUUAAAUUAUAAGAUUUGUUCUCAUUAGUUUUAAGAAACCUUUGUUACCUUUUAGUAUGUAACACAUUUUGCUACUUUAAAAUACUAGUCAAUCGUGACUGUCUUUUUUUCAGAAGGUACUAACCUUUUUUUGUUGAUUUAAUAUAUUUAAAAUAUUGUGCAGAGUCAUAAAACUUCCAAUUUGUUUGUGCUCUGAUGGUAAUUAGGCAUUUUCACUUUCAAGUUAGUAAUACCCAUAGUUUGUAAUGGUUUCUUUAACCAAAAGAAAAUUCACUUCACUUAUUUAUUUGACUGAGUUAUUCGUUUGUUGUUCACUGUCAGUAUUGCAAGUACACAAUAUAAAAUUGCUCAUUUCUAAGCCUUCAAAA
This is a messenger RNA of Bemisia tabaci, 3484 nucleotides long. RefSeq lists its product as uncharacterized. The record is from RefSeq and is a predicted model, not a curated record. NCBI's taxonomy places the organism in Eukaryota, Metazoa, Arthropoda, Insecta, Hemiptera, Aleyrodidae.